UCGAAAGGACUUUGGAAGCAAACUCUGCCCGGAGCAGCACCAUGCUUUCGAUGUCAUUACUGAAUGCCUUGGACGUCGAGAGCUGUUUAGGACUUCUUCUCGUAUCCUUACUAAUUUUCGAUUUUUGGAAAAGUAAGAAUGCGCCGAACUUUCCGCCAGGACCGUGGAGUUUUCCGUUUCUUGGCAACGUUUUCGCCGGUUUCGACUGUCGCGCGAUGGACGAGGUGGCUGCAAAGUUUGGCAACAUUUGCAGCCUAAGAGUGGGUUAUGACAAGAUAGUGCUGGUGUCUGGAUACGAGAGGGUGAAGGAGGUUUUGGAGACACAAGGGGACUACUUUCUGGACCGGGUCAGAUCUCUUCCUUUUAAACAAGUAGUUCAAGGAAAUGGCAUUUCCCUGAGCAGUGGAUACAAGUGGAGGAAGCAGCGCCAUUUUACUUCCUUUCACCUGAAGGCCUUUGCAGAGGGCAAAAAUGCUUUGGAGCGUCACGUUCAACAAGAAUGCAUCUAUCUGUGUCAGAGCAUUGAAGAAGAGCAAGGAAGCCCCUUCAACCCUCAUGACAUCCUAAACAAUGCCACUGUUAAUGUAAUUGGAUGCUUUGCGUUUGGGAAACUUUCUGAUGACGGCUUCGUUGACUUCAGGAACCUGCUUGUCAAUUCAGACUCCAUGUUCAUAGAAAAUAUUCCACAAAUUCAGUUUUACAAUGCAUUUCCUGGGAUUGUCAAACGUUUCUAUGGACCACAUAAGACGGCUUUAUUAAACUAUGCAAAGCUAUCAGCCUUCGUUAAGAAACAAAUUGAGAAACAUAAGAAGGACUGGGACCCUUUCGAUCAUCGUGAUUUCAUAGAUGCCUACAUUGGAGAGAUAGAUAAGAGACGGAAGGAUACAGAGGCUGCUUUCACUGGGGAGAACCUUGCCUGUAUCACUGUGGACCUUCUCAAGACUGGGACACAAACCAUGACUGAUACCUUACGAUGGGCUUUACUUCUAAUGACCAAGUACCCUGAUGUCCAAAAGAAAGUUCAAGAUGAAAUCGACUGUGUAAUCGGCAAGUGGCGGCAGCCAUGUUUGGUAGACAGAGUCAAAAUGCCUUACACAGAUGCAGUUCUUCAUGAAACUCAGAGAGUGAGCAACAUCUUCCCUCUGACUGCACCGCGUCUGACGAGUCGAGACUCAGUACUGGCUGGAUACUUCAUUCCUCAAGGCACACUGGUCAUCUGUCAUCUGUCAUCUGUGCUGAAGGAUCCAUCACAAUGGGAAAAACCAGAUCAGUUUUAUCCCGAACACUUUCUAGAUGACCGAAGGAAUUUUAGGAAACGGGAUGCAUUUUAUGCAUUUUCUGCAGGGAAAAGGUCAUGUUUGGGUGAGCAGCUCGCACGAAAUACACUCUUCCUGUUCUUCACUUCCCUCCUCCAGAGGUUCUCGUUCUCAGCUCCUGAAGGAUUAGGACCUCACUGUAAGGACCAGGAACAGAUCAAGAUGUCUCAAGAAUCCUCCCAGAUCUUUGUGUCAUUACGUCAAGAGAAACGGGAAUCAGAUCUGAACUGAUACUGAGUUCUAUUAAUAGAUAGAUGUUAUGUUAAUACAUGAAGUAAAAUGCAGUCUUUUUGAUUCUGUUCAAUAAGAAAAGAUUUAUUCCACAGCGAUAAAGCAUAUGCAAGGACAUGUGCAUUAUGAAUGUAAUUUUUGUAAAAAUGUUUAGAUUGUAAAAUGUUAAUACAAUUCAAAUGUGAAAAUUAUGCUGUAUAUUGUAGCAUGUAAUUGAUAUAAAAUCUACUUAUUCCCAUAAAUCAUUCAACAAAAAAUAAAGAAAUACCCUGUUAACUUA
Puntigrus tetrazona (Sumatra barb) is the source of this 1827-nucleotide messenger RNA. RefSeq names its product cytochrome P450 2J4-like. The record is from RefSeq and is a predicted model, not a curated record. Lineage: Eukaryota; Metazoa; Chordata; Actinopteri; Cypriniformes; Cyprinidae. Gene Ontology annotation, cellular component: intracellular membrane-bounded organelle; cytoplasm. The transcript has 9 exons. Gene Ontology annotation, biological process: xenobiotic metabolic process. Gene Ontology annotation, molecular function: iron ion binding; heme binding; oxidoreductase activity, acting on paired donors, with incorporation or reduction of molecular oxygen, reduced flavin or flavoprotein as one donor, and incorporation of one atom of oxygen. Bases 42 to 1547 code for a protein of 501 amino acids.